AUUUCUAUCCUCUGGAAAAAAUAGGACAGAAAGAGAAGAGAGAGAAAGAGGAAGAAGGGUGGAGGAGAGAGAAAGUGAGAGAAAUCGAAAUCUGAUAGUUGGAAUGUUGGAAAUGAAAAGCUGACAUUAUUUUUUGAUUGAAAUCUCCUAAUUCUUUUUUUUCCUGUGUUUAUUUUGGGGUUGAUCUUCUGAUAAAAUUUUCAAAUUCGAUCAAGAUUACAAUAAUCGAACUGAGAUUGAUGAAGGAGUAGUGGGACUUUGUUUGUUUUCGGCUUUUGAUUUGACCUAGGAGAGAGAAAGGAGGAGAAUAGAAGGAGAUAGAAAGCGAUGAACGGUGGCGAUGGAGGUGGCGGAGGUGGAGGUGGUGAAGUUUCCGGCGUUGGACCACCGCCAUCUCCGUUGGACUGGAAAUUCUCUCAGGUCUUCGGUGAAAGAGCAGCCGGUGAGGAAGUUCAGGAAGUUGAUAUCAUUUCAGCUAUUGAGUUUGAUAAAACCGGAGACCAUCUAGCUACUGGUGAUCGUGGGGGCAGGGUGGUUUUAUUUGAGAGAACAGACACGAAGGAUCAUGGUGUUAAUAGAAGGGAUAUGGAGAGGAUGGACUACCCAAUUAGUAGGCAUCCAGAGUUCCGAUAUAAAACUGAGUUUCAGAGUCAUGAGCCUGAGUUUGACUACCUAAAGAGUUUAGAAAUAGAGGAGAAAAUCAACAAAAUCAGAUGGUGCCAAACGGCUAACAGCGCAUUGUUUCUUUUGUCCACCAAUGAUAAGACCAUCAAGUUCUGGAAGGUCCAAGAAAAGAAGGUCAAGAAGAUAGCUGACAUGAAUGCGGACUCUUCCAAAUCUCCAGGUUCUGUUCCUAGUUCAGGUUUUCCAACCAGUUCCAAGCCGUACCUCGUGAAUGGAGGAUAUCCUGACAAAUUGCCCAACUCUAUGAAUGAUGAGUCUUUCCCACCAGGAGGGAUUACAUCUCUGCGGUUACCUGUGGUAGUCACCAGCCAAGAAACUAGCCUUGUUGCUAGAUGUCGGAGAGUAUAUGCUCAUGCUCAUGACUAUCACAUUAAUUCUAUUUCAAAUAACAGUGAUGGAGAGACUUUUAUAUCAGCAGAUGAUUUGCGGAUAAACCUUUGGAACUUGGAGAUCAGCAAUCAGAGUUUCAAUAUUGUUGAUGUAAAGCCCCAAAAUAUGGAGGAUCUGACUGAGGUUAUCACAUCAGCUGAGUUUCACCCUUCCCAUUGUAAUACGUUGGCAUAUAGUAGCUCAAAAGGAUCAAUCCGCCUCAUUGACUUGCGACAAUCAGCUUUAUGUGAUAGUCACGCAAAAUUAUUUGAGGAACAGGAAGCGCCUGGUUCGAGAUCCUUUUUUACGGAGAUCAUUGCUUCCAUUUCAGAUAUUAAAUUUGCAAAAGAUGGAAGACAUAUACUUAGCCGCGAUUACAUGUCUCUUAAGUUAUGGGACAUCAAUAUGGAUUCAGGUCCUGUUGCAACCUUUCAGGUCCAUGAGUAUUUAAGACCUAAGCUCUGUGAUUUAUAUGAAAAUGAUUCUAUCUUUGAUAAAUUUGAGUGCUGUCUGAGUGGCGAUGGGCAGCGAGUGGCAACUGGUUCUUACAGCAAUCUAUUCCGUGUGUUUGGUUGUGCUCCUGGAAGUACAGAGGCCACAACUCUGGAGGCCAGUAAAAAUCCCAUGAGGAGACAAGUGCAAACUCCGACAAGACCCUCCAGAUCAUCAUUGAGCAGCAUAACACGUGUUGUUAGACGAGGAUCUGAGAGUCCUGGUGUUGAUUCAAAUGGAAAUACUUUCGACUUCACCACAAAAUUGCUUCACCUAGCUUGGCACCCAUCAGAAAACUCAAUUGCUUGUGCCGCAGCAAACAGUUUGUACAUGUAUUAUGCAUAAAAGAUGGAGCUGGAGGAUGGUAUAUUGUUACUUGGCUAACUUUUUUGGGGUUGAUAUCUGAGAAGGGCAGAAGGCCAUUUCCCCCACCUCACAGCACACCGACAGUAAAUUAAAUGUGGCCUGUUUGCUCUUUGUUGAUUCAAAAGUGCCUCUUAAACUUACUGCAGCUGCUCUCACAGAUUUCGUCGAGGUCAUUUUCAGGUCACAGCUCUGAUUAUUUAUAACCACCGGCCACAAAUUCCUUUUUGUUUAUUAUUAUUUUUAGCCAUGGCUGCUGCUAAAAAAAAGAUAGGUGCAGCUCUGUUCUUCAAUAUGUGUUGGUGGGGAAAUUUGUGUUUGUAGCUCUCCUACAACCAAAAACUAAUAUGGGAUGUUUCAUAUUGCCACUAGAAGAAGUCUAAGAAGACGAAUGUAGCCUGCCUCUUUCCUUCUUUUCCCCCUUUUUUGACCUUAAAAUGUUGGUGAGAAAGGAGCUGUUUAAAACAAACAACUAGUGAAUUGAUUUAUUUAUUUCUUUCAAGUAUGAUUAGUACAAUUUUUUCUUCUCUUCUACUUAUUUUUUUUCUGGGGGUAAUUAUUAUGAUAAUAACACUUUAGAGGAUACUUUUGUUCUUAUCUGACACUGUUGUAAUAUUCAGAUAGUAAUUAUUUCUUCCAAGGAUCA
Molecule: messenger RNA, 2554 nt
Organism: Spinacia oleracea (spinach)
Lineage: Eukaryota; Viridiplantae; Streptophyta; Magnoliopsida; Caryophyllales; Amaranthaceae
Product: serine/threonine protein phosphatase 2A 55 kDa regulatory subunit B beta isoform
Exons: 14
Coding region: 328-1890 (520 amino acids)
Cellular component (GO): protein phosphatase type 2A complex
Molecular function (GO): protein phosphatase regulator activity; protein binding
Source: RefSeq, a predicted model, not a curated record